AUGUUGACGUCCAUCAGACGUUAUCAUGGGAGGAUGAAAAAAGCUUCUGAACAGAAAUCAACAGGAAAUAAUGUUAAGUCUAAUGUUCUCAACGAACAACAACGUGUACAGAAAAAAACUUUCACUAAUUGGGUCAAUGCAUGUUUGCAAAAGCUUCCUGACCCAAUUCAUAUCAAUGAUCUUUUCAAAGAUAUUGGUGAUGGAACUACUCUUAUCCAUCUUCUUGAAGUAUUAUCAGGAGAAAAAUUGCAAAUUGAAAAUCCUCGUAUUCUACAAAGAGCUCAUAAACUUAGCAAUGUUCGUAAUGCUUUAGAUUAUUUAGAAAAAACAUGUAAAAUAAAACUUGUAAAUAUCAAUCCCGCAGAUGUGGUCGACGGAAAACCAGCAAUUGUUUUAGGUCUUAUAUGGUCGAUCAUAUUAUUUUAUCAAAUUCAAGGUCAUCAGAAAGUAUUAAAAGAUGCAUUGAAAUCUCGUCGUAAAAGUCUCUCGAAAUCAAUCGAUUCUGAUGCCACUGGAAAUGUUAGUAGCAAAUCUGAAGAGACUAGUUUAUCUGAACAAGUGGAUAGUACAAAAAGUGUAACCGGUUCCAGGACUCGACAAGCUUUAUUAACUUGGGUUGAACAGUCUUUUCGUUCCCAUAAAUCAACAUUAGAAAUUAGAGUUACCGACUUCGGUUCAUCUUGGCGUGAUGGUAAAGCAUUUUGUGCUUUGGUGCAUAACAUUAAUCCAAGUCUUAUUGAUAUGGGUGAAGUUAUGCAUCGAAAAAAUCGUGAGAAUUUAGAAUUUGCUUUCAACGUAGCUGAACAAAGACUUGGUGUACCAAAAUUACUAGAUCCUGAAGAUGUUGACGUAGAUAAACCGGAUGAACGUUCAAUUAUAACAUAUGUAGCACAAUUUAUUCUAAUCGCUAGUUCACAUCCACCUAAGAUUAAAUCAAGAUCUGGUUCACGUCGAUCAAGUACUAACAGUUCGGAAAAACUACAAUCGCAACAGAAAUUAAAAGCAGCAAAUAUCGACAUGAAAACUGAAUCUAAAACAGAAAAUGAAUAUCAUGCAGCACUUAGAUUAGCUUCAUUUGAACCUGACCCUGAAAUUGACCCUGCAUUAAUCUUGAAUGCAUCAACUACUGCUAAUUUCCUGGAACGUCGUCGUGCCAGACGAGCAAGUUUAAGUGGUCCACAAACUAUGGAUGAUGAAGCACUACAUAAUCUAAUUUUAGCUACAAGUCCUGUAAGUUCUGGGACUGGUGGUGCUUCUACACCUACAGACGAUGCAGCUAUUGCAUUAUCUUCAUCAACACCAGGUUAUACGCGUACUACUAUGUCAGGUUCUCCAUCUCCUCCUAGUUAUAGUACAUCACCACAUCGAUCUGGUCGUGCACGUUCAUAUGCUGGAUUACGUUUAUGUCGAGUAGCUAAAAAUAUAUCAAAAUGUCGUGCAAUUGCAAAUAUUCGUGUAACAGCUGAACCACCUCGAGCUACACGUCAUAUUGUUCCCGUUCUACAUUUAGGUGGAGAGGGUAAUGAACAAACAGAAGCGGAAAAAGAACGUGUUCUAUUAAUUACGAUUAAAGAAUUAAUUGCUCGAGUUCGACAUAAUCCAAUUGAAUCACAAGAUUUUCUCACUGAAUUUGAAAGUUUUCUCCAAGCUCAACUUGAACAUGAAAAUAUGGCUGCUUAUAUUCGUGAACUUGAUGAUAGAAGACGUCAAGGUUUAUUACUUGGCCUAAGACCAGAAGAAUUAGAACGUGCUGAAGCUGAAUGGAGCCGAGUGAAACCUGAACUUGAUGAAUGGCGUUGGCGUUUAGAUAAUGUUCUACCAGGUGAAUGGCGUCAAGUUGGUCAAUGGUUGUCAAAAUUAGAAAAAUGUCUAAUAACUGAUGCAUUGAUAGCUUCACAACUUGGUCUGGAAUUAGCUCCAGAAGCGAAAAAUUUGACUCAUGAAGAACGUGCAACACGACUUCGAAAUUGCUUAAACGAACAUGAAGAUAUUUUCAAUAAUAUUGAAGAUUUAAAUCAUUUAAUUAAUAAAUUAAGUGAAGAAAAUGAAAAAUUAAAUGAAAUUGCUCAAGAUGCUACAACAUCAGAUGUAUUAACUACAUUACCAAUUCGUUUACCACAAAUUAUUGUUGAUUCAUUGAAAUCUCGUUUUAUCACAGCUUAUUUAAAUGGUCAAUUAACUAAACGACGUUUAGAACGUUUAGUGUUACGUUGGGAUUUAACACAUAAAAUAACUAUAAUACGUGAACAUUUAAUUAAUUGGCAAACAAUUAAAUGUAAAGAGACAUCUGAAGUAGAUUUACAUAUUAAUGAAAUUAAAGAUUAUCUAUCAUCCAUGAAUAUACCUGAAGAUAUGGAUAAUGGCUUGGAUAAGCUUAAAGAAUUAGCAUUAGAACGCGAUGAUAUUGCGUGCCGAAUUGCUGAACAACGUGAAAAAUUGGAAGCCAAUGCAAAAUUAUCAGGUCCUAUGGUAAAUCAACAAGCUUCCGUUAGUACCGGUGGUGGAGCAUUCAUUUUAACUGACUAUGCUGAAACUGAGCGAAAAGAAACUAAUUUCUUUUUAACUUCACUUAAUACACGUUGGAAAGAUACAUGGUCGGAUCUAUUGAAUAUACAAACACAUUUAGGCGGACUUUCUGUUAAAUGGAAUCUAUACGAAACGGAAAAAUUACAUCUAAGCAACUGGUUAACAGAAGUGAGGAAACUACUUGCCGAUGAGAGUACAAGUGCUGAAGAACGUGAAAAAUUAUAUAGUGAUUUGAAAGAAUGGCGUACACGUGUAUCAGCUUUAAAUGAUCUUGGACAUGAAUUAAUGCAUAGCUGUGAUAUGACAGCAUCGUCUAUUUUAGAUAAUGAAUUGAAGAAUAUUAAUAAAAAUUGGACUGAAGUUACUACUGAAGUUAUCAAAUUUGUCGAUUUAGAUCAUGCUGAAGAAUUAAAAAAUCGUAAUUCUGAAGCUAUGUUUCGAUUGAAUGCAUUCAUCAAAUCAACUGAACUUUUAUUGGUCUCUGAUUUUGUUCUACCAGAGACUACUGAUUUAGAUCAAGCUCAUUCAGCUACAGCUAAUUAUCGUCAACAGUUAGAAGAAGCUCGUAAGCAAUUACUUGAAAAGGCUCGAAGUGAUUAUUUGGAAGCUUUAAAAGCUGCUGAGGAACUAAUGUCAGCUGCUAAAGCUGGUCAAGCGGAUAUGGAACAAGCUGAAGCUGUUAUGGCAGCGGUUCGUGCUGCUGGUGAAAAAUUAGAUCGAUUAGCUAAUCAUUCUGUUCAAGCAAGAUUAGAUGAAGUUGAAGCAGCAACUAAGAAAGCUGUAGAAUUAGCUCUUCAACUAGCUCCAAUUAAUGAUUGGGCUCAAGAUAGUGAAGUUUCGACGGAAAUAUUAAAUUCUGGGUCAAUUGAAACUAAUCUCGAUUUAACUAAUUUAACAACAGAAGAAGCUAUGUCAAAGUUGAAGGGUCAUUUCACAGCCUUAGAAGAGCAUGAAAAAGCUUUACUUGAAGCUGAGAAACGAUUGAAUGAUUUAAAGGAAUCUGGUCUGCAACAUAUUGAUAUUAGUCAAUUGGAAUUAGCUACUGCGGAAGCUCGUCGUAAAGUUGAAGCUAUGCGUACUGUGGCUAAAUGUUAUGAAAAUGAGUUAGAUAGACGGAAAUCAGCUGAACAAUCUUUUUCAUAUGCUAUAGUAAAUAUAACUGAUUGGUUAGACGAAGCAGAACGUCUAUUUCAGACUGAUGUAUCAUUUGAUUUUGAAGAACAAUUGCCUAAUACAGAAGUUAUUCAAGAUAAAUUAAUUGCAAAUGAAGAAUUUUUAAGAAAAACACAAACAGCUGGUCAAGCUUGUUUAGUUGAAUUGAAUCGAAGUUAUGAUAGAUUAGUAGAAUUAUUCUCAGGUAAUGAAGAAGAUAUGGUUGAAAAUUCUGCUAAUCCAAUUAUUCAACCAGAUGAAGUUAGUAUGAAUAUAUUGUUGGAAGCAGCAAAUCAAGUGACUAAAUUCCGUGAUCGAUUUGAUGAGUUGAUGUCUAAAGCUACUCGACGUCAAUAUGAACUUAAAUAUGCUUUAUUAGAAGCUCGUCUACGUGAACAAUUAGAUAAUACUAAUAAAAUUUUAAAUGAUGAAGAAUUUCGAAUGACAUCUGGUGAACAUUUGGCUAGUAUAUUGUCUGAUCAUGAGUCUUCAUUUAAAAAUUCAGAAUUUUAUACUAUUUGUGAAAAUAUACUACGUGAAAUGCGUGAAUUAGAUGAACAAAUGUCUUGUUUAUUUCAAAAUGAUGCAAAUUAUUAUAGUAAACGUACAACACAGUUACAACAAGAAUAUAAUUUAUUAACUGAACGUGUUGGAAAAAUAGCUGUGAGAUUACGUAAUCUACCGGAACAAUGGGCUGAUUUUGAUGAUAAAUUAAAUCAUUUAUUAGAUUGGACAAAUGAAGUUGAAAAAUUAUUUAAUCAUUUACAAAGUGAUCCAUCUAAUACAAAGAAUAGUGAUGAAAAAACUGCCAUUGAAUUAGCUUCACGUUAUCGUGCUAUGUUGUCGAGAUUUGAAGAAAUGACUGGUAUGGUUAAUGAACAGAAUGCAUUAGCUGAUAAAUUAAAUUUAAUGUUAGUUGAUUUAUCAUUAGACGGUGGUGUAUCAGCUGGAGAGAUAGCAGCAAAACGAGCUGCAUUAACUGCUGCAUUAGGAGCGUUGAAAGAUUUAGGCAGUGAAAUGGAUUCUGUACUAACUCGAGCUCCAUUAAUAGCUGAAACACUAGAAUUUCGUGCCAAUGCAGUAACAGAACGUAAAAAAGCAAUUGUUGUUCGUGAAGCAUUUGAACAAGCUGUACAAGAAGAUGCAGAAAUGUUGCCAAAUGAUUUAGAAUCAAUUAAACGUAUAUUAGCUGAACGUGAAGCUAUGGUAGCUAGAUUAGCUGAAGAAAGAGAUGCUAGUUUAUUAGCUAUGAUUCAACGUGGAUUAAGUGUUAAAACUGAUGAAAUGUUAGAUUGGAUUGAACCAUCUAAAAAUGAAUUAAAAGCUACUUGGGCUGAAGUAGAUAAAGUUGCUGAAACUGGUUUAAAAUCUUUACGUCAAACUGCUGAAGCAUUUGAAGCAUUUGAAGAGCACAAACAACGUAUUGCAAAUUUAUUAACUGGUACAAAACAUUUAAUUAAUGGUCAUGCAAGUGCAUCCACGACAGCCGCAUUUACUAUGGCAUUAAUUGGUAAAGAUGGUACGAUUGAUAUUGAUAAUGUUACUAAUGCAUUACAUAUUGAUGAUGAAACGAAAUUAUGGGCUAAUUCUUCAUUAGCAUCUGGUGUUGCUGGUGUUAUUGUAGCAAGUGUUGAAGAAGCAACUAAAGCUGGUCAAGAAGCUGUACGUGUUCAAACAGAUGCAAUUCUAGCACAAUUAGAUGCAUUAAACAAUGCAGAAUCAGAUUUAAAAGCAUUAAUAGCUGCUGCACAAACUAUGAAAAUGCGAUCAACUCCAGAACGUGCUUCAGAAUUAGAUGCAACAAUUCAAUAUUUAGAAAAUCAACUUAAUACAGCUAAACAAGAAUUAAAUACUAAAUUAGCUAAUUUACGUGCAGCUAAUGGUAAAUGGGAAGUAUUUUAUACAAGUACAAGUGAAGUUGACAAAUUACUUAAUAAUUCUGAAUUAAAUUUAUCCAAUAUAACUAGUGUACAACCAUUAGCUAAAGGUAAUUUAAAUGUUACUGAAUUAGGUUCUGCUGAAUCAUCAGCUAAAGCUGCUGCCGCUGAAUUAGCAUUAUGGUAUGCAUCAGUAAAUAAUUAUUUAAAAGAUUUACAAUUAUCUGAACAACGUUUAUUAUCUUUAAAUGUUAUUUUUAAAGAAUUAACACAUUAUUCACCAUUAGAUACUACUGAAAUAAAUGAUAAUAAUAAUAAUAAUAAUAAUAAUAAUAAUAAUAAUAAUAAUAAUAAUUCAUCGGAAUCAUUAGUAAUUAGUUCAGAAAUAUCUAAAGCACAAAAUAAAAUUCUUAGUUUAUAUCGAAGACAAAAAGCAUUACAAAUUGCAUUUAAUCAACAUUCACAAUCAUUGAAUACAUUAAAAGAUUAUUUAUCACAAUAUCUUAAUCUUGUGCCAAAUAUUGAUAAAUAUUUAACAGAAAUAGAUAAUAUUGCCAAAACAUUAUCAUCAUCAUCAUCAUUUAUUAAUUCAUUGGAUGAUUUAAUUAAUUUACGUAAUACACAUCAGGCACGUCAAAUUGUACAUAAAUCAAAAUUUACGGAAGAUCGUAAUCAAUUAUUAUGGUUGGCUAGUAAUUUAACUAGUUGGUCACAUUUAAAAGAAGCUAAUGAAGCGUUACAAUCGCGUUGGGAAAGUGUUAACUAUUGGUUAAUUGAGGAAUCUCAAUAUUUAGAUGAUUUAUAUAAUAUGUGGACAGAAUGGAAUAAAGAAGCUGAUCAGUUUACAUUACAAAUAACUAAUAUAGAAAAAGAUGUAGAACAAGAAUUAAACAAUAUAAUCAAUGAUAUAACUAAUCAAAACUCUAAAGAUUCAUCUACUGAUCCAAUUAAUAAUAAUAAUACCAGUGACUUAGAUUCUAAAGUGAAUAAAGCUAGUGCAUAUCAAGAUCGUCUGUUUGAUUCUGAGUCUUAUUUGAAAGCGUUCAGUUUUAAAACAGAAAAAUUGUUAAGACGAAUUUUAGCACAAACUCAAAUACAAUGUCGAACCUUAUUACCAGUGGAUACAGCAAAAAUAAAAUCUACUGACCAAUUGUCAUCAUUAACAGUAUCCACAUUCAAUGACACUAAUAAUAGUUCACAAUUUACUAAUAUUGCUAUCAGUCCACAUAGUAUAGCAAUUAAAUAUCGAGAAUUAGAAGAACAUUUAAAAUGUGUACGAAUACAAUGCGAAAAAUUAAAUAAUGAAUUAGAAAAUCAAUUAGAUGCACGUGAUCGUUUAUUUCGUGAUACAGAUAGACUAUUACAAUGGAUUAUGUCUGCAGAGAAACGUAUGACAAAGCUUACACGAAUUUGGGUAGCAGCAAGGCCACCAAUUACAACGAAUAAAUCCUAUGGCGUAUUACAUAAACCAUCUUCAAUUAUGAAACAACGAAAUGAUCAAAUUGAUUCUGAUAAACAACAAUUAAUUGGUGUUGACUUAUCAGAAGCAUAUGAACAAUUAAAAACUUUGCAAAUUGAAGCUACUGGUCCACGAAUGAUUGCUUUAAAAGAAUUAGCUAAUCAAAUUGAAGGUGAAGACGUGGAUUUAAAUGAUUUGUACAAUAAAAUGGGUAGUCGUCCAGGGAGUAAUCGACCUGGAAGUAAUCAUAGUAGACCUACUAGUGAUCGGUCACGUAGUCGACGUUCUGUUUCAUUUGAUUUAUUAGGUAAGGAAAAUAGUUUUGAUUCAACUACAAAUGAUGAAAUUAAUCGUCAGUUACAUGAACGUUUAAUUCGACUUUUAAGUAAAUUAAAUCGCCUUAUCAGUCAUCUUAAUCAACGUACAAUACUUUGUCGUUUAACUAUUGAAUAUGAAUAUUGUCGUCAAAAUUGGAUACAAGAGAUUAAUUCAUUGAAUUCACGUUUAAAAACAUUUGAAAAUAAUUCAGUUGUUGUAGAAUUAAAUGUAGAUAAGAAGAAAAAACAUUCAUCGAAUAAAUCUAUUGAAGAUGAUAGAAAACCAUCUGUUCAAGAAAAUGAAGACUCUGUAAAACAACAACAUAAUGAAGAAGAAAUCAAUAAGGAUGAAGUCAGUAUAGGAGAAAAUGUCACAGAAUCUACAAAUUUAACUCACCAUGACGAUAAUUCUAUUCAGACUACCACUAUUACUACUACUACUGAUACUAGUAGUAAACAGCCAAUUACUUCAAUUGAUCUAUUUCAAUCUGCCGCAGAUGAUGCUGAACGUAUAUUAUUUCGCAAACAAACAAUACAAUCUGGUAUUGUCUAUCAAUCAGAAUAUAAAAAUUUAAAAGAUGAAAUUGACAAAUUAAAACAAUUAAUCAAUAAUUGGCAAGUUACAUUAGAUUUUACACGAUCAAAUAUCAUUGAAAAUGAAUUCGAUGAAACACCGAAUGAUUCGAAUUUAAUUGGACCAAAAGAACUUGAUGUGGCUGUUGUUUCAGUUGGUCUUAUGUUUGUCACUAAUAUUGAUUUGAAUUGGUCAUUCAGUACUGGAUUCAGUACUACUACUUCAAUGACAACCACAACGAGUGCUUUAACCACUAGCACCACUACCACCACCACGACAACUGCUUCAGGUGGUACCAUAAUCACUUCUGAUCAGUCGACAAUACUACAGUUAGAACCAUUUAGUUUUUUUAUAGAUAUUGCUAGAUUAUCUUCUGAAUGUGAUAAAUUACAUGGAAAAUUAAAAGCUAAUUUAUUACAUGUGAUUGGUGUAUGUGAAAAUUGGCAACAAUUAGUUGAAGCACGUGAUAGAUUAUUAGAACAAGUUAAAGAUUUACAAUAUCGUUCAUCAGGAGCUUGUUAUACAGUUAGUCAAUUAGGUGAUCCAUCAAAAACCGAUAAACCUAUUGGUAUACGUUUGACACGUUUAGGUCAACAGUUAUUAAAUUGGCAAGUUGAAUUAAAUUCGGCUGGCACUACUACAGAUGAUGUGAAUGCAUUACAAACUGAUGUUAGUAAUAAUAAUAAUGAAAAUAAUAAUACUGAUAAAACUAAUUUACCAAGUGAAGCUGCCACUAUAGUUCAAAGAUUAAGUGAUCUUCGACGGGCAGGUGAACGAAUUGUUGGAUUAAAUCCAGCCCGUGGUCCGAAUGUUGAUAGUUUAUACAAUACAGCUGUACAAACAGUACGUUUGUGUGCAAUUUCUCUAGGUGAAAUUGGUCGACAUAGUAUACUAUUAUUUCAAGCAUUAUCAAAACGUUCAGAAUGUUUGCAUCAAUUGACAGAAUUUCUUGAUGAAAUUGAAAAACAAAGUGGUCUUAUUCCAGCUAGUGAACAUCAGUCAGUUUUCGGUAAUACAAAUUCAACUGAACAAAGUCAAACGAUUACAGAUGAUCAACAAAUUAAUAUUUCUGAUAAAAAUGUUAAACGACCAAUACCUGAACAAAUUGCAUCACAAUUCACAAUGUUUGAAUGUAUGGAUCUAUGUAGAUUGUUAAGUGUGGAUAAUGUCAAAGAGGUAGAACAACAACUGACACCAUGUCAAAUUGCAUUAGAUUCAUUAAUGAAUAAACAAAAUACAUAUUUUAUACAAUUAAAUCAAUCAUCUUCAUUAGCAUUACAGACAUUUAAUGAAUUUCAAACAGAAAUAUGUAAAUAUAAUAAUAAUAAUAAAAUUGAGGAUAUGGAUGAAGAACAUAAACUAUCCGAGAAACAAAUAAAAUUAGAUCCAUUUCGUGAUGCAAUAAUUAAUCGUUGGCAACGAUUACAUUUUCGUUUAGAAACUAUCAUACAACAAUUAUAUAUUCGACGUAGUGCAUUCAUAUAUUUAGAAGAUGGUUUUAAACAAUUAGAAUAUUGGAUUGAAACAAAUGAAUUAAAAAUAGAAACAUGUAGUUCACAAUUGGCAGCGAAUGCAGCGACUUCUGCUAUCCUAUCGCCGUUUAAUCUUCAUUCAAUAUUGCCAACUGAUGAACAAUUAAAGUAUACUGAAAAUCCUCAAUUAAUUCUUGAUACAUUUAAUACAGAAGUUGUUUACUACUCAAAUUUAUUAAACAGUAUAAAUGAUCGUAUCGAAGCUGAUUUAGGAGAUCGUGUAUUAUUGAGAAAAACAUUUGAUAAUUUAGAAUGGCGUUUACAUAAAUUACAAAAAUCUUCAAAUCAUUUAUUACAACAAUGGAAUGAAGAAUAUGAAAGAUGUGAACAGUUAAAAGUUGAUCUACAUCAAUUUAAUGCCCUUCUAGAAUCAAUUAGUAAAGAGUUAACAUAUUGUUUUGAUCCUGCUAUUUGUAAUGUUGAAGAGGAUCCAAAUAGUUUGACGAUGGUACAAUAUAGCCUCACUGAUAUACAAAGUAUUAAUAUACAAGCAAAUAAUUAUUUAUUACAAUUAUGCAAAGCACAGUGCAUUCGUCAUCAUCUUGCACGAUUACGUGAUCGUUCAUUAUGGUUACAUGAUAGAGCUCAUUUAUUAGCCAUUGGACCAAGUCGUUAUCAUCAUCGUUCUAUUCAACCAUUAAAAAUAACUCAACAAGAAGCGAAUUUAUCCACCAAUAAUGAGAAUACAUCUACUGAACUAUUUACCGCAUCUGUUCUAUUAGAAAGUGAAUCAGUCUCUUUAAAUCAUCGUUUAUUAGGUUUAGUUGCAAGAUCUACAAAAUCUGUGCAUAUUUUACAUUCAAAAAUUAGUCAUAUCUUUUUUGAUGCUAUACAAAAUUUUCAUAAUUGGUUUGAUGAUUUACAUUCAAGAGUAAAUGAAAUUCAUUCAGCUACACUUCCAAUGCAUAUUAUAACAAAACCAAAUGAUUCAAAGCAACUAUUGACUGAUACAAAUCAAUCAGUGGGAAUUUUAUCCGUAGAUGUGUUGUCAUCUAAUUUGAAUACAAUUCGUGCAACUGUAGAAGAUUUAGCUAAGAAAGUUCAAUGUGAAUCUAAACUUGACAUUUUAAAAGAAUCAGCUAAAAUAAUGCUACGUUCAAACUAUAUAGACAUCGAGCCUAGUUUAUCUGAUCAUAUAAAAGAUGAUGAGGUUGACGAUGCUGACGCUCAAGUGAAGAAUGAAAAACAACCAUCAGUUGAUGGUUUGCAAACAUCACUGCCAACAGCUGAAUCUCUUUUACAGUCUGUUGAAGAUAAAGUCGAACAAUUCACUAAAGUAGUAGAAACAACUGACAAUAAUCCACCUUCAUCAUUAUCAAUAUCAUUAUUAUUAACAAAACUCAACUCCUCUGAUGCUUCUUCCAUCUUUAUGGAAUCUGAUAAUUCAAUAAGUCAAUUGCUUCGAUUAUGGGACAGUCAAUUAACCAAUAUGUAUAGUGAAUUGAAACAGAUCGAGUUGAAGCUUGAUGCGGCACAAAAAGUUGCUAUACAGUCUAAAGAAUAUGAAAUUAAAUUAUCCGAAAAUGUGAUUAUUUAUGAAGAACGAUUUAAGCAAAUUAUUUUAUGGCAACAAUCAAUUACUAUUGAAUCGUGUAAAAUUCGUCUUAAUAAAUUACAAGAUUUACUUGUCCAAUUAAACGGGGAUAGUACAGAAUUAAAACAAGCUCAUGAAACAUUUAAUCAAUUAGUUAAAUUAUGUAAUCUAUCAUUGUUUCAUGAGUUCAAUAAUCAAUCAACCGAUUCCAUUAAUCAAAAUGAUAGUCCUGAGAAAUUAAACGAAAGAUUUAUUUAUAAAUCUACUGUACUAACGGAAAUUGAGUCUAGAUUAAAUGUUUUACAGUUAUGUUUGGAAAAGGCUAUCAAUCAUACUAUUGAGGUGACUUCUGCCUUAGAAACUCAACAACGUACAUGCAAUGAUGCGAACAAUUGGAUUGAAGAUGUUACAAGUCAACUUCAUCAGAUUAUCACAGAAAGACAAGAAACACCAACUAAUCGUGAUACUGCUCAAAAAUAUCUUGAUUUAAUACAUAACCUCAAUGAAAUAUCUGACGAUGGACGUGCAAAAAUACAACUAGCUCAAAAUACCAUUGAAAUUGCAUGUAAUUUGAUUUUAACAUCGGAAUCAUUCUACAAUAAAAUUAAAAAUAAUUAUAGUUUGCCACCUAAGAUGGAACAAUCAAUCGAUAAUAAUCAAACCACAUUAGAUGAAUCAAAAUCAAUGGAAUCAUUUACAGAGAAUGUAUUAUCAUUUCAUUCUACAUUUAUAUCAGAAUUCAAUGACCAAUUAUUAAAUUACUCAUCUAUGUUAAAUAAUCGUUUCAAUGUUUAUUUAAAUGAAAUUGGGACCGUUUUAAAUGAAAUACAACUUGACUUAAAUCAAUGGACGUCUUAUGUUGAUUCAAAAUUACGUUUAGAAAAAUGGUUGAACAUGGUGGAAUUUGAUUGGAAAGUGAAUCAAUUAACUGAUUCAGAUGAAGUCGGAGAUAAUUUGACGAAUAAAAUGUACUUUGUUACAUUAUACAAACAACGAUUACAGGAUAUUGAUUCCCAUGAAAGUCUUCUUAACACUGUAAUUAGUUGUGGAAAUCAGUUCAGUCGAAGAAAUUCAGACAAUAUGAUUAGUACUACUGCUACUACUACUAAUAAUAAUGAUCAAGUAGUUCUUCCUACUGAAGAAAUUCAAAAUUUUCGAAAACGUUUUGAAUCACUUCAGAAUUUCGUAAAUACACGUUUAAAAUUACACCAAAAUCGUUUAGAAAGAUAUAAAAAAUUUAUGGAACAUAAUCAGAAAUUUGAAGAAUGGCUUUCUAAUACAGAGACAAAACUUAAUUAUAUGAUAGAAGAUAUCGUUGCAAGAAUUGAACAUUUAAUUCCAGAAAGUGAAUCCUAUUCUAUUACAUCAAAUAAUGAAUACAAUCCGAAUUUAUCAAUAGGGACUCAAUUUAUUAAUAAAGAUAAUCUAUCAAUAUACAUUGAAAAGAUUGAUAAAUUAUGGUUAUCUAUCAUGAAUAAUGCUGAAAGUCAAUUAGACACAUUAAAUUCAGUAUUUCUAUCAAUUGAAAAAGAAGUAGAACAUCCAGAGAACUUCCAAAUAAAGAUUACUAACUUUAAAAAUCAUAUAUUUCUUAAUUUAAAACAAAAGAUUAAUGAUCUUAUCAAAAAUUUAAAAGAAUAUCAACAUUACAACGAAGAAUUUUUAAAUCAACUGUCAAGGUCACAAACUUAUAUGAAUAAUCAAGAAAAAAGAAUUAUUCUAUUUUCAACACGACAAUUAUGUAAUUCUAUGCCAGAUUCAAUAAUGAUGUUAAUUGGUGGUGAUAGUAUAGUUAAUUUACCUGAUAAUUUAGAUGGUAAAUUAUUUUAUGUUCAAACAUUAAAACAAAUUUCAAAUGAUUUAAAUCAUUCAGAAUGUUCUAAUUCCAUCCAAUUGUUACAUGAUUCCCGGGAACAAUUAAUUUCAAUAUUGAAUAGAAUUAAACAAACAAGUUUAUCUCAACAAAAUAUUCUUAUAAUAAAUAAUGAUUAUUUAGAUAAACAUUUAAAUUAUAUAAAUAAUUAUUUGAAAAGAUUAAAGAAAUAUUGUGAAGAUUUAACACAAUGUUGGCAAUUAGCAGUAGAUAAUCAUUUGAAAUUUCAAGAAACGUUUCAAUCAUGUUCAAUGGAAUUUCAAAUGAUCAAAUCAGAGUUUAUUGAAGGUUGUCCAUUUAAUGAUGAAAUGGAAUUAACUAAUACAUUAAAUAAUAAUGAUAAUAAUAAUCAUGAAAUAUCUUCGAAAACAAAAUGGAAUAGAACCGAUCAAAUUUAUCAUCAUUUCUUAGGAUGGUUAUCAAAUUUAAUAAAUAAACUUGAUCGAUUCACUGUAAUAUCUUAUCAAUCUUGUAUAGAAUUAUUACGAAUUACUUCAUUAACAACUAGCUUAAAAGGAUAUAAUUUAAUGAAUGAACAAUUAAUUGGAUUAAAAAAAUCAGCUGAUCAAUUAUCAACUGAUCUUGUUGAAUUAUAUCAUCGAAUUGAAUUAACAAUGAUUGAACAUUUAAAAAUGGAUCAAGAGAAAUAUGAAUUAAGAAAUUGGUUAAAUGAACAUGAACAAAAAUUAAUUGAAUUGAAUAAACCAUUAGAAGUGGUUUUAUCAUUUGAUAAUAUCAUUUCAUCAUCAUCAACAUCAUCGGAAUCUUUGAGAUCAUCUUCAUUUUCAUUAAACGCAAUUUUAUCAUCAUGGUCUAUGUUAUUGAAUGAAAGACAAUCAAAUUUACAAAGUUUCCGACGAGUAUUCCAGAAUCUAUCUUCACGCAGUCAACACUUAAGAUCAUUUGAAGAACGUCAAACUUUAGUUAUUUCAAAUUAUAAAACUUACAUAGUCGAUCGUGUAAAUAAAUCAGUCAUUUCUGAUGACAUUAAACAAAUUAUUUCUAAUGUAUCAAAUAUUGAAUUGAACACAGAUUAUAGCAAUUUGAUAAAUUAUAACAAAGAGUUGAUAAGUAAAAUUGAAAAAGUCAUUAAUCAAGACACUAAAUUUAAUGAUUUAGCUCAGUCAUUAUUAUCUGAGAUCAAUACACUCUCAGAUAAUCUUCGUAUUCUGGAAGAAGAUUUUUGCGACAUGAAAUCUCAUAUUGUGAUGGAUAAUAAUAAUAAUAAAUCAGUGGUCAAUUCACAAGAGUUGUUAUGGACACGUGAUCUAGUCCAGUAUAAAAUCAAUGAAUUAAAUCAACAAACACGAGAUGUUUCCUUAAAGAAUAUCCAUGAAAAAUUGAACAUACUCGAAGAGAUGUUCAAUAGUUUAAUUCGUUUAAAUAAUCCAGAGAAAAAUUUGGCAAGUGAAUUAAUUAUUUCAAUGAAAAGUCAAUUGAGUAAAUUAACCGAAAGAAUUGAUCAACAGUCAGCUUUAUUAUCUUUGAUACUUAAUCAAAUGACAGAUAUGUCUGAAAAGAUUGUUCAACAUAAAGAAUGGUUUUCUCACUUGCUGAUUAAAGUAGAAUCAAUUGAAACGGAGUUACCUGUUGACUUAGAGUCUAAAAAGACAUUAUUAGUACAAUAUCAGGAUAUUCUAACUGAAACUACGGAACACAUUUCAGAAAUAAAUGUCAUCUUAAAAGAUUGUUGCUGUAACACUGCUACAUCAUUUGUUUCUGAGAAAUCAGAAAAAAUUACUGAAGAGUCAACAGAUCUCAAUUUGAAUCCAUUAUCACAUCCAGUUAAAAUGUAUCCUGUUGAUGUUCAAUUAGUCAAAAGUUUAAAAUCACUUCAUUAUGAUAUGAAUCAAGCAUUGGAAAGAGUAAAUUUAAAUGUAACUCGAUGGAAGCGUGCUAUAACUCGGCAUGAGAAUUUAAUUGAAUCUUUGAAAAAUCUUGAGAUAAUUUUAACAAGAUGUAUUGUUAAUACUUUCUAUUGUGCUAAGUAUAUGUUGAAUUUAGAGAUGGACAUGAAUGAUGUGACUACACUGCUUAGAUUUCCUGUAAGUAGUGUACUUUCUAAAUGCGUAAAUAUUAUACAAACACAUGUCAGUACUGAUUUAGAUGAAGUCAACAGAUUAUUGGAUGAGAUCAACUUGACUUAUGAUAGUGUCGUACAAGAUACAUGUCCAGAAAACAUGAAUAUCAUCAAAUUACAAAUUAGGAAAGAUCAAAAUCAGUUUACAAAUUUAGAACAUAAAAUACACACAUUACAAGCUUAUUUAACUAAUCUCAAUGAUCGUAUUGAGUUAUUCACAUCCAUUGAUAAUAAUUUGAAUGAACGAAUCUACAGCCUUUCUAAUCGUCUUAAAUCUGAAAGUAUGAAUUUAUGUUCAACUCAAAUUCAAGAAAUUAAAAGAUAUCUUAAUAUUUGGCGUGGAAUUAAUGAAAAAUUCAAACAAAUCCAUCAAGAUUAUAUGAAUGAAUUCAAGCCUUUAAUCAAAGAAUUUCAACACUUGAAAGUUGAGCAUUUACAAUUUUUAGAAUUGUAUCAGAAAAAUUUCUCAUUUGAAUCUAAAUCAGUUACAAAUGAGGAUCAUUAUUUGCUGGAACAAUUACCUACUAUUGAAUCAAUCACAAUUCAAUCUAUUUUUGAAGAACGAAGUAAUAAACUGCUAGAGAUUAUUGAAUUUAUUAAUGCGGUCAUUAAAUCAAUCGAUGUCAUCAGUUCCACCUGGUCUCAAUCUGAACGAAAAUUCAUUCAUUGUCGCUCUUGGAUUAAUGGACUAUCAAAAAAAUUCAUGCAAAUUUCUCAAACCAACUUGAAAACUGAUAUUAUUACUACACCUAACACUUCAGAUGGAGGGGAAGCAGUAGUAACUGAACCCAGUAACCAGUCGUCACCAGUAUCGCCUUCUGGUCAUAUUUUAAAUCAGUUAGAUCAAUACACAGCUCAAACUUGUUUAUCACUUCUAAAAGAAUUUCAAACUGAACUGAAUCAAAAUAAUUUAUAUUUUGAUGAAUAUCGUAAUGCAUUGUACAAUGUUCAAUCGUUAGAUUCAACGAUCGACUGUUUGUAUAAUAUAUUCAAACAAUUUGAUGUUGACAUUAAUGAUGAUUUAAAAUUGAAUCAUUCUAAUUUAAUACAUAAAUUAAGCGAAGAACUUGAACAGUUUCAAAUGAGUUGGGAACAAUUACAAACUGAAGUGAAUACUACACAUCAAACGAUGUAUCAACAUUUAGAACAAGUGGAACUAUUUAAUUGUAAACAAUUAUCUGUACGCAAAUUACUCACAGAAAUCGAACAAAAAGCUUGUCUAGGACCUUUUUCAACUUCUAGUGUGGUGGAUUUUAAUGAAUUGGAAAAGGAUACAAUGAAUUGUUUAAAUGAACAAUAUGUUGAUGAAGUUGAUAGUAAUAAUAAUAAUCAAGGUGAAAAUAGUUAUGUUGUCAUCUUUGACAAACUUAUGAUUGCUCAACAAAGUAUUGUGGAUUGGUGGGAGGCUUUUAUUCAACAAAUUGAAGAAGAAAUUCCUCGAAUCAAAGAUGAAUUGAAAACGAUUAACAGUAUUAUCUUUCCCACCCCCACUGGAUUACUGAAUCAAUUGUUACAUGUGGAAGAGAUCUUAGCUAAAGCUCAUGAAAUCCUAAACAUAAACAAAGAAGGUUUAACUGGUUUAAACGAUAUGAUUGAAGCUUGGAAGAAUUGGCAACAUUGGUGGUUUGUUGACAGUGAAGCAAAUACUAUUCAUGAUGAUCAUAGUGAAUUAUCUAAUUUUGUCAAUAAUAUAAAUGCAUUUAACAUAGAUGGUUAUUUAGAUAAUAAUGAAUUCAUUAAUUUACAAAGAAAAUUAGAUCAACUUUAUAAAUUAGGUGAAUCUGAAGGUAAAUUAAAAUUGAUUGAUUUAAUGGAAAAAUCAAAUAAUCUUCAAUUAAUAAAUGAACAACAAAAAAAGAAUUUUAUAACAUUUAUGAUUUUAUCAUCCAGUCAACAACAACAACAUCAACCGUCUUCAUCAUCAUCGAUAACAAUAACAUCAAUUCAACAACGUCAAUUACCAUUAAAUUUAAGUAUUUUAUUUAUUCAAAAAUUAAUUCGUUUAGCUAAUCAUCAAUAUUCAUUGAUUUUUAAUGAUCAUCUCCCUUUAAUUAUUGAUUAUUUAAAUCAUAAAAUUGAUUUAAUUAAUAAAUUUCUUGAUGAAUUUCAACAAUUUUCUAAUAUACUUAAUGAUAAUGAAAUAAAAUUAAAAAAAUUCGAGACAUUUUUAUUAUUAUGUAAUUAUAAUCAUCAAAUGAAUAAUUUAAAAGAAAAUUCUUAUCAACAAUUACAAUUAUUAAAUAUUGAUUUUAAUGAAAUCACAUUAAAUUAUAUACAAUUAAAAUUUUCUUCUGAUAUAUCGAUUAUUUUAUCGAUUCAAUGGAAUGAAUCAAUAUUUAUUGAUUUUUUAAAUCAAUUUUCAAUCAAUGUUAAAUUAUUAAUGAAAUUAAUUCAAUCAAAUAGCGAAAAACUCUACUCUCUGGAAAAAUUAGCCUGUACGCUUGAAGUUCCAAUAACACAGAGAAGAAAACAAAUGACAACAUCGACGGAGACAACAACAGUGGUAACACAUGAUGACGGUCGUAGUGGUCGUAGAUUAAUUGAAUUAGACAAUGUCACAUCUCGUUAUUCAGAAUUAGUUAAACGUUCUCAAGUGGUUGUUAAACAAACAGAUUCUUGUAGAGACUUAUUUAAUAAAUUAAUGUCUAAUAUUAGUUCAACUAGUGAAUGGAUCAAGCAAUUGGAACAGAACAUUUCAAAUUAUGCCAAUCUCUCUGGAGAUAGACAUGUUUUACAAACUAGACUUGAAUUAGUGAAAGAUUUAAACUUAUUGGACAAAGAAGCUAACGAUCGUUUCACUGAUAUGAAUAAAUAUGCUAUGAAUUGUUUUCAACAAUAUAUACCUAAUAAUCGUGAGAGUUUGGAAUUAAUUGAAAUUACUGACGGUGACAAAUCUCAGCAACUUUACGAGAGCUUAUUAACCAUACCUAUGUACUGUGUUAAACUGUAUAAAAUGUGGUUUGAUUGUCGUGAAAGAAUUGAAUUUAUCACUAAAUCUUUGUCAGAUUCUAUAGAGACAUGGCAGGUAUUUGAAGUAACAUGUGAUACUUUACAAUUUACUUGUCGUCGUAUUGAAAAUUGGUUGAAAGAACAGUCUACUUGGCUUGUGGAUGAACCGGAACAAAUUAACGAGAAAUUGGAAUUACUACAACUUAUUAAUGAUAGGUUGGAGGUGAAAUUCAGCAUAGAUGCUCCCAAAUACUGUGAUUUAUCUAGUAAGAGUCUGUCAAGUUGUCGACAUGAACAACAACGAAUUUUAGAAAUGCUGGAUGAGUCAGCAUCACAAGUUGAUCUUUUAAAUUCUACUCUAAAACGUCUACCUAAUCACCAUCAUCAGCUGUGCUCUGAAGAUUCAGCAACUCUGGAUGAGAACAAUUUGGAUAAUGUGCAUACAAUAACAACAACGGUAGAAAUGAAAACUGACUCGUAUGAUUUAGCUUUGAAUUGCAUAAAAAAUCUCAUGGUCACAUUUAAUUAUUUACAGAAAAUAACCAGAGAAAUGUCAGAUCUUUGGAAUACUCGUUUAAAACUUUUCACAGAAUGGAAUUUCAAAAUACAGAAUGCAGAAACUAAUUUGUCGAAGUUAUGUUUGCGUAUGGAAAAAAUAAAAGAACAAUUUAGUCCUUUUAGUGAAGAGUUAGAAAAGUCAACAAUAAUUUCCGACGAAAAUGAUAACAGCGGAUCUUUUAAAACUAUUGAAGACAAUUUGAUGUUAGUAGAUGAUAUUAUGAAGGGGCGUGAAGUGAUUGGUGCUGAGUUUACUGAGUUACGCAGUCGUCUAUGUAAUUUAUCUACUUUCAUGAAUCAUAAUGGUCAUAAUAAUCGACAACAAAGAAUGGGAGAUCUACAGCGUAAUUGGGAAGAGUUAGGUAAUAAUCUAUUGAAUUUACAACGAACUUUUGAACACAAAACUACAAUUUGGACUGACUUAAUCUUACAAGUGACAAAUAUAUUCAAUUGGUUUAAUGAAUUUAGUGGGCGUAUGAAAGUAUGGCAUGAAUCUUGUCCAUGGCUGUCAAUGAAUACACCUACUGAACUUUCCGACAUUUUAUCACCAAAUACUUCCAAAGAUUCUUCAAAGACUUCAAUAAUUUUAAAUGAACUCAAACGUCAUUCAAAAGAUACUAGUAAAUUCCUUACACAAUGUCAGUCUAAUUUGAAUUUAGCUCGCGCACAACAUUCGAAAUUGUUAUACUUCCAGUCACAAUUAAAUAGUUCUCAGCGUCAGUGUACCGAAAUUCAAUCUGAUGCCUACAAUCAAUUGUGCAGCAUGAUGAAUGAAUCUAUUGCAACAAGUAAUCAAAUAGAAAAUCAUCUAGACUCUACAAUAUCGAUUGGGAACAAUUUCAAAACGAAAUUAAAUCAAUUUACCAAGAACUAUGAAACCUGUUUGUCUUGUAUCAAUCAUAUCAAGACAGAAUUCGAUCAAUCCAUAAGUUCCAUACCAAAAUGUGAUGUAUUGAUGAAGUCUGGGGAAGAAAAUCGAGAAGUCCAAUCGUUAAUUAAAUUACGCUGUCUUAUUUUAACCAAUCUAGUUAAACAAAUCGGUGAUGCUAAACAAUUAAAUGAUUUAUUAAUUGAUACAUUGAAUGAAAAGGUAGAAGACGUGAAUGGCCAAGUUGCAGAAAAAUAUAGAAAUCCAGAUCAAUAUGAUCAAAAUAAAGAUGGACAAAAUCUUAUUCAGAAUUUAGAAGAACUUUUAAAAGAAGCCAUUGAUCUUGAUUCUUUUUAUCAUUUAGAUGAUAUUAAUAAAUCAUCAUCGAAUGAUGUACAACAUUAUGCCUAUUGUAUUGCAAGAUAUUUAAUUUAUGAAUCAAUACAAUUACGAGAAAUGGUAUCACAUAAAUUAAUCACAAUUACCAAUGAAACAGAAGAACAAUUAAAGCUAGAUUCUAUGUUAAAUUAUUUUGAACAACAGUUGACGAAAUUUCAAGAUGAAAUGAAUCAAAUUGUAGUUAAUUUGUCAGUUUACCGCUCAAAAUCAUUUGAUGAUAACGGUGAUACCGUUAUCACAUCAUUGAAAUCUUCAAGUUUAAAUGUUGACAAUUCUACUGCUUUGUAUUGGUUACAUUUGAGACAAUCAAUAGAUAAUUGUGGAAAUCGAAUAAAUCAAUUGGAUAAUUGUUUACAAUGUAUGAUUGAUAUAGGUAAAGAUCACCUAUUGAAAAUUGAACAAGAUUUAAACAAUUAUUAUCAUCGAACCGGAAAGUUGGAUUUAAAAUUUUCGCAUCGUUUUAAUGAACUGAAAUCAAAAUAUGAAAUUAAUCUUAAUAAAAUGAGAAAAUUGAAAAAUCAGUUCAGUAAAGAAUUGGAAUCUUGGCAACAGUUUAUAACAAAUUUAGAAAAAGCCGAAAAUUGGUUAACUAUAAAUGAAUCACUUAGUAAAAAGGUACUUUAUGUCGUGACAACAGAUGAUAACAAACAACCAGAUGGGGUCCAUCAAACAAUUACCGAGACUAUUCAUACUAGUUGUAUCAAUCCAAAUAUGUCCGAAAAAGAGAUUAAAGCAGCCAAUGAUAAAGAGGUACUUUCGAAACAAUUGACAAAUUUAGAAGAAUUAGAAAUCGAUUUAAGAGAGCAUGGAAUUGAAUUGCGAGAACAAACUGAACAAUCAGCACGUUGUUUAUUAUUUAAUCUUAUUCCUAAUUCUGUGAAUUUAAUUAAAAAUAAACAGUGCAGAUUGAAUAGAAAAUCUGAAAUUAUUGAUUAUAUUAAUUUGGCUAUUGAAAAUCUACUUAAUCGUUAUAAUGAAUAUAAAAUCAGUUUACAGAUGAUACAUUCUAAUCUUAGUGAGAAAUAUUUAUGCUGGUCCAAAUUAGAUAGUAAUUUGGAACAAGUGAAUCGUUGGCUACAUACAAUUGAAUUACAAUUAAACACUAUGGAAAUGGAAACAAACUCAUUGUCUACCAUAUUGAUUAAUGAUAUAUCAGUGCAUAAAACAGAUGAAUAUUUUGCAGUACAUCAAUUAAAUGCAUGGUCUAAUUCAAAGUUAUGCAUUUUAACAAAUUUAAUGGAUGAAAUGCGUAGAUAUAGCGAAACAGAAUUAAUUCAAUUGAAAGAACUUGUACAUGCCCAAAACUCUAUUGAUGAAGUGUUUAAAGAAUAUUCCAAGGAUGGUACUACUUCAGAUGAUGUAGUCAUUUCAUUAGGACAAGAUGCUUCGAAAAGAUUGAAUGAUAUAUUGGAACAACAUCAUAAUUUAAAAAGUCGUUUAGAAUCUUUAAUUCAUUUGAAUCAUGUUAUUCUUAAUUUGUGCGAAAAAUUUGUUCGUAAACGAUGUGAAAUAUUCCAAUCGCUAAUUAGUCAACGUCGUGAACUAGAGGGUUUAAUAAAUCAAACUGAGACAUAUGGCUCACAAACUAGUCUUCUUUCAUCAUCUCAUGUUUCAUUAAACGAUGAAGUUACCAAAUUAAGUAAAUUAUUUCACAAAACAACAUGUGAUUUAGAAGCGUUCAAGACAUCUGUUUCAAUAAAGUAUAAAGAACGUCUAACUGAUGUUAUUAAACUUAUCGAAGAAUUGGGUCAAAUGACUCCGUUAAGAAUGGAACCAGCUGAAACUUACAUUAUUGAUAUAAAAAGAGAUGUUACAGAAUUUUUCAAUCAAGUUACCGAUAAACUAGAACAUUUUCGUGUUUGGAAUGAUAAAUGGUCAAAUUUUUCAACUGAUUGUAGCUCUUUAACUCAAUGGAUUAGUGAACAAGAAUCAUUUAUCAUCUUAACAUUGAACUCUCAGUCUACCAUUGAAUUGGAAGAUUCUUCCUUCCAAAUCACUAGUUCCGACGUAGUUGAAAAAGAAUUGAAUCAACUAACCAGUCAAGUUGAUCGUAACCGCCAACUCAGAAUCAUUUUGAUUGGGCAUCAACCGGCGAUGGAAUCAUUGGUUGUAAAAGCUCAAAGUUUAAUCAAGUCCAGAAUGUUCUCAAGUAGUGCAUAUGUGAGCGAUGUUAGUAAAUCAAAAGCGUCUGAUAUAUCUGACAAGUCAUUGUUCGCGAGUAAUAUGCCUGUCGGUAAUAUAGCAAUGAAUAUGGCCACCUAUAUAAUGCAAAGAUAUCAAACGUUGAUUAGUAUAUGUGAUAGUCGAUCUGAAACAUCUCAAACUGCACAAAAGAUGGUUGAAGAAUUAUUAAAUUCAUGCCGAAAUUAUGAUCAUUGGGCUUGUGAAUUUCGAAUCAAAUUGUCUGAUGUAGAUUUUGUGCUGAAUUCAUAUGAUUCUCAUUCCAUCCCCUUACAAGAAUCAGAUAGAUAUUCAUCAAUUCGGUUAUCUAUAGUUGAUCUAGAAACUAGAAUUGAAUCAGGUGAGAAAUUUGUUCAACUUAUUAAAGAUUGGACAGAUCAUUAUAUGACAGAAUUAUUAGUUCAGGUUAACCAGCGACGUUCAGAACUCGAAACUCUAAGCCGUUUAGCUAAGAUAAGCAAUGAAAAUUCAGAUCAUGACAAUGAGUUAUUGCAUUGUGAUUGCAAACUGAAGAGUGUUACAAGUUAUGCUGAAACGGAUUACCAAGUACUUAAGGAGAUGGUUCGGUCAUUACACAAUCGGUUUGAAAAAAUUAUCCAAAAUGUUAAUCAACGAAGUUUAUCACGAGAAAAAUUCACCGCAUGGAUUGAUACUACCGAAAGUCAAUUGGAUUUGAUUAAUACCCAUAUGAAUCUGUCUGGUUUGUCCAAGAUCAUUUUGGAAACACCCAUGGAUGAUUUUGACAGAUUGAUAGAAAAGGUUAUAAAUUAUAUGCUUACCGCUUCAGAAUCAAUCACUCAGUUAACUGUAGACAUUAGAAAACAAGGUGCAGAGAUUAAGAAUUCAGACUAUACCGAUGAAAAUUUACGAAAUCGUUUUGAUCAAUUGACUGAAAAUAUUCAUUCAACUCAUCAAGAUAUUUCAAGUUGUUUAAAAUUGUUCCAUCAGUUUCAAAAUGAAGUACAAAACUUCUCCAGUUGGAUAUCAGAUUGCGAAAAUAAAUUUAUUCGUCUAUCCGAUGGUGAUUCGAAUCAAUUGGCAAUGUUUCUUCAGUCAAACAGUUCAAUAAUGAUCAUGAAUGAUAAUGAUACUGAACAAAUCAUGCAUCAACUAGAUGUUUCUUGUCGAAGUUUAAUAUGUCAGCUUACUGAAGCUAAACACAAGUUAUUGAUUAUAAAAGAAAUUAGCUCAUCUCUUGAGAAUCGAGGUCACCAGUUGAACAAAAAAUUAAUUGAGUCUGGUGAACAGUUAACUAGCAAGUUGAAAAUUCUGGAAGAGUUUUCCAUGGGAGGAGUUCAAACUAGGUCCGUUGGAGGGGAAGAUGUUGGAAGAUCCCUUAGCACAUUAGAAUCAUCAGAUCGUUUGAGCGUAAUCAUUCAGAAUUAUAUAGAUCAAUUACAAUGUCGUUUAAUCAGAUUGGACAAAAUUCAAACUGUUUUCACCAUCAAUUUAACUGAGUUAGUAGAUUGUUGGUCUGAUUGGAAAAAUAGUUUUGACAGAUUAAUUGAUUGGUUAAAUGGAACUGCUACAAAUCUAAGGCGCCCAAUUUUCUAUUCACUCGAUUCUUUAUCAACUAAACAACAAUUGGCUAACAGUUUGAAGGCAUUUUAUCAAGAUUGUGUUGGAAAGAAGGUGGAUUUUGAUAUGUGCUUGUUAAAAGCUAAUCAUUUGAAAAGUUUGGCAUCAAGUUGUAAUUUACCUGAUCAAAGUGAACAAUUAUUUGAACAAUAUAGGAAUACAUUGGAUACAGCAUAUGCUGCGUUACAACAAAUGCAAAAUGCAGUUGAAAUUCAUGAACAAUUCGAUCAAGUUGUAUCUCGUACUACUCAAUGGCUUGAAAGUUUGACUUCAAAGCUGAAUAACCUGUCUGCUAAUGACAAUACUGAUCGUGUUGGAUUAGAGCAAAAUUUACUGACCUGUCAAAAUCUUUCAGAAACUAUCAAAUGUCAAUCAGAAACUUAUAUUUCUCAAUUAGUUGAAUUGGCCGAUCAAGUUUGUCGUACAACUGAUUCAAUGACAAAUAAAGAAAUAUUAGAUAAGGUCGAUGUAUUUCGUCAAUUAAUUCGUCAAAAUAUACAACAGUUAACCGAUAUUCAAUUAAGCAUUGAAUUAAAAUUAAAUAUAAUAAAUGAUUGGGAAAAUGUAAAAUCUGUCAUUGUCAAUAUUUUGAAUUCAAUAUCACAAACUAUACUAACAGUUUUAUUGGAAGAGAAGACAUCUAUAGAACAAAUUCAACCAAUGACAUCAACUGUUUUACUAACUAUAAAAGAGGAAACUUUAAAAAAAUUUGACAAUGUCAAGCAAGAAUUGGAACCAGUUCAAUUAAAAAUUGAUGAAUUAAAGAAAUGUACAGAGAAAUAUAUCGAAUUUGAGCAUAAAUUAAAUGUCAUGCAACAAGUUGAUCAACUAUUUGAUAAAUACUCUAAAAUGCAAAAGGAAGUUCAAAUUUGUUUAGUUAAAACUAACAAAGAAUUACAAAAUCUUCGUACAUUUCAUACAAAAAUUGAUGAAUCCAAAAAUUGGAUACUACAAAUCUCUUUAAAAUUAAUGGCUAUUCAUGCUACCGAUCCGGAUGGACCAAAAGGUGUUAUACGUUUAGGACAAGCAGAAAAUGAAUUACGUAAACGCCUCAUUACAUAUCGUGAAGAAAAUUUAAAAGAAUUAAAAUUAUUCAUUGCAAAUUGUCCAUCAGAAAGAGAUUUAAUCAUUGAAACAGAUCGUGUGAUACAAUCAUUAUUUCAAACACCUAGUGGUGUAUCAAUUACAGUUGCUGAACAAAUUAUGGAGAAUAUGAAUAGAAUAAAUGAUCCUAUUCAAUCAGAAAAAAUUGGGGAUAAAAACGAACAGAAACACUUGUUAAUUGAAGAAGAUAACAAAAGCACUUCUAGUCAAAUACCUCUUGCAAAUGAUUACAAUACUGGUCAUUCUAAAACUUGGGCAGAAUUAUUCUCAUUAGAAGUUGUUCAAUUAGAGUCAAGUUGUGAAAAUUUAGAAGUUAUGUGUAAACGUAUCAAAGAUAGACUAAUGGAACAACAAAAACGCUGGGCUAAAUUUGUUUCACUUCUUAUCCGGAUUGAUAAAUUUUUACGCAUAGAACUUUCUAAAUGGUGGUUGACAAAUUCGAAAAAAUUUAUUAAUAAUGCUGAUAGUACAGUGGCUACUAUUGAUGGUAACGCUGAUGAUAAUGAUAAGUGUGAUGUUGAUAAUGAUGACGAUGAUGAUGUAUCAAUCAACGAUGAUAAAUUACUUCAAUCUGAAACUUCAAAAGAAGUAGAAUUAGUAUUUUAUGAAGAAAAUGUACUACUUCAAAAAAAUGAACAUCAAACUAAAAAGCCAAAAUCAUCAUCAACAAUAACUUCCCCAUCUAUACAAGAAUUAUUAGCUCAAAUAACAAAUGUUAAAGCUAUGCACGCUAAAAUACAAAUUUAUCUACAAGAGCUGUCAGCUGUUAAGCAUCGAUGUUCAACACCACCUCCUCGUCCAACCAUAUCUACAAGUUUGGUUUCAUUGAAUAAAUAUUAUAAUCCAUCGACAUUAUUAAGUGAAUUAUUAGAUAAUAAUAAUAAUAAUAAUAAUAAUAAUAAUGAUUUACCAACUAAUAAUACUACAUCCACUAAUUAUGAGUUAUCCAAUAUGAAUGCGCAAAUAUCUGAAGAGAAAAUGCAUGCUUUAAGUGGUUUGGAACUACGUCGAAGAGCCUCCCAUAUGAAUGAACAACUUGAAAAAGAAUUAAAACAAUUAGAUAAAUAUAUUGAAAAUUUACAAGAUUUAAAAAUACGAUGGGAUCAACAACAUUUAUGUGAAAUAGAAUUUCUGAAUUGGUUACAUAAUAAACAAACUGAAUUCGAUCAAAUUAUUCAUUCACAACAUAAUCUAUCUCAUAAUGGGAAAAUACAUUCUAAUUCUGAGAAUAAUAAUAAUAAUAAUAGUUAUUAUUAUUCACAAUUAUGUAAUUCAAUGGAUACAGUAUGUUUAGAAAAUUUACUCAAUGAAUUAAAUUCUAAAAAAUCAAUUAUCAAACAAUUAAAAUAUCAAUCAAAAUUAUUGAUUAAUAAUAAUAAUAAUAAUAAUAAUAAUAAUAAUAAUAAAUCAAUUUAUUCACAUAAUAUUCAAUUAAUUGAACAUGAUUAUAAAAUAUUUAUCAGAAAAAUUCAAGAUCAUCUUAAACAUCGUCGUUUACUUACAAAUCAAGUUAUAGAAGCUACUAAAUUAACUGAUAAAUUACAUACGGAUUUACAUCAAGUUGUAAAACGUUCAAUAGGUAUUGAUAUUGUACAAUGUUCAAUGGAUAAGGAACUUAAAAAAAUUGGAUGGGAACAUUCCAAUGGAAGAUUCAAUGAUAUCAACAAAACAUCUAAUCAAUAUAAAAUCUCUAAACAACCAUCUUUUGGUGUAAGUAAUUCAAAUUUAUUAGUAUCAAGUUCAGAGAUAAAACAAUCUGAUCGAGUACCGACACCAAUUCCAUUGUCAGAUGUACAACCUCUAUCAUCAAUUAGUCAAUCAGAUUUUAAUAUACAUAAACCUUUAGAAAUAAAUGUGAAAGGGGUAACUGAUUGGUUAUGGUAUUCUGCUUCAUCAGUUUUACCUGAUUCAUCUUUAUUACCUAUGGAUGCUAAUGCAACUUGGGAGAUGGAUCAAAUUCCUGCAGUGUCUGAUAUUAAUGAAGAACAAAAUUUAGAUAGAUCAAGAUCAUCUUCUAGAAUUUCACUGACUAUUCAACGACCUUGGAGUGCAUUUAGAAAAUUUGAACGACAACGUAAACGAGAUAGUGUUGCAGAAUUCAAUGUAAAUAUAUCAAAAGAAACAAAAACCACAUUUAAACAUAGAUCAAAUAAAAUAUUUAGUCAUAUAAAACCAAUUACAACACAAUCUACCGGGACUUCUUUAUGGAGAUCUCAAUCGGCAAAAGUAUUACCUCUUGAAACCAACAUAGAUAAAAUCUCUAGUCAAUCAAUUUGCAACAUUUCAACUGCUAUAGAUCCGUCCGUUGAUUCAAAUAUUAUAUGCGCUGAAAGAUAUUCAACACAAAGUCCUAUGAUUCCAAUGCUAUUACGACGCAGUAUAUCUCCCAUAGUUAGUAAGACUCUGGAACACAGAACUCAUAAGAUAAAAAAUACAAAUUAUAAUAGGAUUCCAAUUCGAUUCGGCAGUUCAGUUAGACAAAGUGGAAUAGUCGAUCUACGUUCACCGUCUAUUAUUGAUCAAAAUAGAGAAGCUUCAAGUUACCCAAGUUUGUUUGACCCGCUUACUUCAUAUCCUCGUAUUACUACUAAUGCUACUACUACCACUGCCAAGCAUUCUUAUUUAAAUAAAAUUAACAAUAGUUUAUCACAUUCUUUUCUAUUUCGACCACCAGUUAAUUUAUCUCAACAAAGUCUUCAUGAUCAACCACAUAGACCACUUCAUUCAAUUCGAGUCUCAGGAUUAGUUAGUGGUUAUGAUUUCUCUUCUCCAAGUAUUUCUGAAUUUGAAAAUGUAUUUUGUGCUGGACGUCCACAACCAAUGGGUGCUUCAAUAUCGGAUAAUUUACUAUCACCAAAACUGAAAUCAACUAGUGAACAUGGUCUAUAUGAUUUAACUAGACGAAGAGCAACUGAACCAUUUCAAUUUACAGAAACUCCUACCACUACUACUAAUGGUGCUGGAUCAUCUACCAGUUUCAUCCGAAAUUUACACAACAUCACUUCAUCAAUAUCAACAUCUACUCAACAACAACAACAACAACAGUCGAAUACAAAUCCAAUCGAGUCAAUUCGUGUAGUUCGACCACAAACUAUAGCUCAAUUAGCAGUUCAGCGUUAUCGUAAUCAACAAAAACAACAGAGUCAAUUCAAAUUUAAACGUUAA
Messenger RNA from Schistosoma haematobium, 27726 nucleotides. RefSeq lists its product as uncharacterized. Gene Ontology annotation, biological process: nuclear migration. The transcript is spliced from 46 exons. The record is from RefSeq and is a predicted model, not a curated record. Lineage: Eukaryota; Metazoa; Platyhelminthes; Trematoda; Strigeidida; Schistosomatidae. Gene Ontology annotation, molecular function: actin filament binding. Gene Ontology annotation, cellular component: cytoplasm; meiotic nuclear membrane microtubule tethering complex; nuclear outer membrane. Bases 1 to 27726 code for a protein of 9241 amino acids.